Moneuplotes crassus is the source of this 2400-nucleotide messenger RNA. The record is from the annotation of a GenBank genome assembly. Lineage: Eukaryota; Ciliophora; Spirotrichea; Euplotida; Euplotidae.
GUUAUCCCAUAUUUGAAAUUUAACCUAUCCUCAUGAAGAAACAAGCAUUUACGAGACCUCAUCAGGGUAGAGAAGCCCAAGGGAAUGUGGAAGCGGAGGAUAAGUCUCCUUCAUCUAAAUAUUCCUCCAAGUCGAAUCAUAUAAGUGCCAAGCUUCAUAGUAGUAAUAAGAAGAAACAUAUGAAAGAUCUUGAUAAAGUUUCUACUAAGUUUGAUCAGCAGAUUCUUUCCUCGCUUAGACAACCUAAGACAAUGAGUAGCUUAACUUCUAGAAAUGCUGCUGCCAAAGGACCUACUAGGUAUACUAGUGAUAAGCUGAAGAACAUCUCUCAUACGGACAACUCUGUAAUCUGUAGUGCGAAUAUAACCCAUUCAAUUGAUUCAGUAGAAGGCGCCUCACAUAUAUCAACAAAGACCGAUCAAAAUUACGUUCGGAAGCACUCUCCCAUCAAUAUCAGCUCCAUGAUCAAAGAAGGGUCUGGCUUGAAGUUUAAAUCAAAGAUCAGAUCGGAUCUCUCGAGUUCUAGGAACAAGAUGCUCAAGAAUAAGACUUUACCUAAUCUUAUGAACUACACUGCAAAAGCUACAGCAUUAAUGAAGGGCUCUACAAGGUCUAUAACUAAGAAAUUCAUGAACCCUACCAGAAAAUAUUAUAACUCUAAAUAAGCAGAAUAAGACAUUUGUUGGCCCAAAGACUCCUUCCGGCAAGCCUAUUAUGAAAACUCGCCUUCAUGAUUCUCACUCUACAAGUAGGAGUGGAGGGACAGGGGAGCCAAAUUAUUUGGACAUGAAGAAGAAAAACCGCGAUUUCUGUAUGCUCUCUUCACUUCAAACUAAGAAAUCCCUGUCUAGUUCCAAGCCAUCUCUUGAAAAUAAUUUGUUAAACCAGAAAAUCACCAAUUUGACCAAGGAAAAUGCUCAGUUAAAGCAGGAUUAUGAGAAGGUGAAACAACAAAUGGAGCAAUUAGACCAAAAUCUCCUGAAAUCCCAGAAAUCUGUUAAAGAAAAAGAUUUAGAAAUUGUUAAACUCCAGCAAUCAGUCACUUACAGAGAAGCUGAAAUUGAGAAAAUGAAAAUACAAUUCAAGACCGAGCGAGAAGCAGAUCAGAAAAUAGUCACUGAGUACAUCAAUGCAGAAAAUUAUCUUCUUGAACUUGUAGAUGAAUUUACCAACGGAAUGAGGAAGAUCUAUGCUAAUGAUAUCGAAUUUAAAGAUGUUGACAUCCAAGGUCUGCCCUUCUGAGAGAGGUUCUCGAAUCUACUCUACAACAUCCUUCUUAUCAUCGACUUCCAAAAGCAAUUCAUAGUUGAUCAGCAGUCUUACCCUCAACCAAACCCCUAUAUGAACAAUGACUGCAUCAUUGAGGAGGAUAACGAGGAAGACACAGAUGGCCAGAACACUCAAAAGAAGUAUAACGAAAAUAGUGAGAGUGAAGAAGAAGUCCUCAUCCAGAACAAUUCAAUUAGAAUCCUAGAUAAUUCCCACAGGGAGUCACAGGAGAGUUCACAGAACCAAAUGGAGAACAAGAGGUAUUCCAAGGAGAACUCUCGUCAUGAUACUCUUCGUAAUAACGAACAAGAGGAAGGCGAUGAAGAACAGACUAUACUGAGGAAUAACUAUGACUCUAAUUUUAGCUUAGGAAAAGGACAGCAAGAAAGUCAGUACGAUAGCAAUCAACAUGAGCAAAUGGAAGAGGAGAAAGCAACAUCUACUGAGAACGAAUUGACAAGUGACGAUCAAGAGUUCCAAGAAGAACCAGUGAUUAAUAAAACAUUAGUCAUGCUUCAGAAGGAGCUACAUAAAUCUUUGUUCAGCCCAAGCUUGAUGAAAAUAAAUGAAAGCCCAAAAGUUAGUCUUCUGGCCAACCAGACGAAUAAAAAGAUUAGCAAUAUCCCGAAUAUUUUUGGUAUGAAUAUCAGACCUUCUUCUGGGGAGAUAAUGUCCCCGACUUCAGAGGAGUCUUCUCGCCAUUCUGUUCGGAGAGAUCAUCUCAGUAAAGAUAAUCACUACCAAAUUCAAGAUUCUGAUUUCAUUGAAAAUUGAAAUUCUGAGGAAGGCAUAAUGUCUCUAGAGUCUAUUGUAAUCAAGAAAGAGGAGCAUAAGUAUAAGCACAGUAAUAAUGACAGCAUUGAGGAAGCCUUAACUCCAAACUUCAUCACAAAGAGAUCAUCUGUUGGAGGGAACCAACAAUCUGAUCAACUACAGACUGACAUUUUCUAUAAAGAGAAGGAAGAAUACCCGUAUAACCUCCGACCUCCACAAAUCUCUGUAUUAGACUCAGAGCCUCACAGGUAUGACGAUGAGGAGUUUGAAGAGUCUGUUCAGGAAUCUGAACAGGUUUAUUGCUCAAAUAGGGAAGACAUGGAGAGCAUCAAGUGUGAUUUUGGAGGAGAUUGUUAA